ACGCGCUAGUCGCUAAUUAAAGUGCCACCACCUGCCUGACCCUGCGACCGCGUCUCAACCCAUCGCGUUGCCAUUCCAUAAACUCCCCCUCUCGUCUCUCGACACCGUCAUCCACAAAAGUCGGUCUGCUGGAAGAAUCGAUAUUACCUCCUACCUCCCCUCCGCCGAGAAAGGGAGCGGCUGAUUCGAAGCCCAUUCUAUAAAGUCUGUCUGAGGGUUCUUUUAUCAGGCAUCGACUCCUUUCGUCGGAAACCCGUGUACGUCGUAUUGUAUACCUUUAGUCAGAGGUCUCAACAAGUAGGGCUUUCCCAAGCUGCUAUAACCAUGCCACCCGGGGUGCGAUCAUAUAGGUCGACGGCCGCUCCUCCUCAGCAACAACUGUUCCCGCCCCGCCGACGACAUGUGAAGACAUAUGGGCGCACCAGGGCCGCCCACCCAAACCCAAGACAGAGUACCCUGACCCAGAUGGAUUUUAUGUCAUCACCCAUGCCAGAGGAGCCUCUUGCGGAGACGGAGGACGAAGAGGAAAAGGAAACCGACAUUGAAGAGCCUGCGGAGGAUACAAAACCCAAGAGGAAGGGUCGGGCCCUCCGACGAAAGACUACAGGCGAUGAAUUAGUCACAGGCGAGAAACCGAGAGACACCAAGAGGCGGAAAACACUGGGGGAUGCCCCAAGCCCUAUCCCAUCUAGUAAUUUCCACACGCAGACCUUGACACAGUUCCUCUCCGCAAAAGAGGAGGAGGAUGACACCGCCUGGCAAGUCGAGGACUCCGAAGUUGAUGAUGAUCUGGAUUUCGUCAUGGAGACCCCGAGGAAGCCAGAGACCCAGGCGCCUUCCAAGACUGAUGAGUCCAAACCGGAAAAGAAAGCGGGAGCUCAGUCUUCGACCCCAUCCCCAAUCCCAUCCGUGACUCCGACCAACCGUCGGACGAAGGCUGUGAUUCCGUCUUCUCACACGCCAACAACACCAAUGUUGAUGCGUUACAGCCCAGCACCGCACGAUUCGCCUCUAACGGCGAAGUCAACCAACGUCGCAGCACUUUCUCCAAUUAUAAAGAGAGUGCAGAAGACCCCAGGAGACCGAGUCAUUCCGGAUUCGUACAGCACCGCUCAUAGCUCCCUGGCCACGCCCACCCCUAAAUCUGUUGCCAAGGCCACUUCCGGGAGGAGGAUACGCUUCCAGCUACCCGAAGAUAAAGAAAACAUCACGCCAGGGCGCACGAAGCCUAAGUCUCCGAAGCCACUGAGAAAGACCCCGGGACGGCCGCCCCUACGUGAGGUUCCCGACUCAGACGACGAUCUGGGCGUGGCUGAAGACGAUGACGAUGAGGAAACCGCGGGGGAUGAUGCAAACGUGCCAACAAAGUCAGGGGAAGGCCAUGGCAUACUAUCGACAGACGAGCCCGAGGAACCAGAAACUUACUACGGUGUUAUCGGCGACGAAACGCAAGCCCAGCUACUUUCUUCAAACGGCCAGCUCGGCCUCGACUUUGGUGGUGUUGGCGAGAUUUCAGAGUCGAGCCGGUCACGAUCGGUUACCCCCACGCCCAAGCCAAAGGAAACACCCAGAACUGCCCGGUCUAGUAGUAUAACUGCAUAUCCUUCGGCUGCCGUAGUAGAACAACCGCCCUUGUCUUCUCCACAGAAAGCACUACCAUCCGAGAAGAACACGGAGAGGCCAGAGACUCAAUUUUACACGCAGGGGCCCGAGAGCCAGCGGCUCCCCUUGAGCGCUAUCAAUGCUCUCGGCCCGCAGACGCCAAACUCCGAUAUUCUGGUAUCCCUCCACCCCGAGCCCUUGGCGAAGAUCCUUGACCGUACAAAAGACCACGAGUUCAGGUCCUGGAAGAUACCGCCUAGCGUGUGUCGCGUUUGGAUCUAUUCGACUAGACCAUUCUCGGAGUUAAAGUAUAUGUGCGUCCUCGGCCCCCCCAAAACACCUGGCGAAAUCCAGGGCGAGAAGGGGAUCGGGAACGCAGAGUUCAACGGAGGGAAGACGGUGAUGAAAUACGCGUACGAGAUACUCCAGGUGUAUGAGCUGAACAACCCGGUCUCCCUGGAUGAAAUGAAGAGGAAGGGCUGGGUAGCCGCGGCUCCGCAGAAAUAUACCUGGGUUCCUCCUGCGGUCGUCGGGGAACUCACAGCGAACUUGAAGUGUGCUUUGUUCGGCGCAGAAGGAGAAGAGGCGCACGAAGCAGACGCUACGGUGGUGCCGAGCAGUCUGGGCACUACUGUCUCGCAAGAACUCGAAGCCCAGCUUCAGGGCGACCUAGAUUACUCGACUCAACAUCCGUCGGCGGAGGAGGAUGCGGACGAGGUGGUUCCUUCGAGCCAGUCACCCCUCAAGUCGACUCCCAAGAGAACCCGGUCUAGAGGUGGCGGCCACCCCUUUACGAGACCUGCAAGACCUAGUUCGAGCCGACGCCCCGGACCUGCUUCCCAGGCAGCUCCCGCUCCCCCGAGCCAAAGACGUGACAGUUUCGUAAGACCCUCGCAGGCCACCACGGUCAGCAGCCCGGCGGUGUCCCCAGAGAUGUCACUUCCUCGAGAGACGGCUCUGUCCCGCGAGCCGUCGGCCAGCGUCCUACACAGCAGCAGCCCGGCACCCUACCGGAGCACGCGCCACUCCUUGAGGUCUUCUCAGUUCCUCACCCGGAGCCAGAUGCUGCCGGACAGCCUGGUCAAUGACGAGAUUCAGGAGCCGCCGCCCAUAAUAUGGGAUUCGGCAGAUGAGCAGUCUGACUAAUGGGCGGCAUCAUCGGCUAUCCUGCGGUUUUCAUAAGGCGGUUGUUGUACGUUAGUGGGAGAUGGUGUACGGUCAAUGGCUUGGGCGCAGCAGAAGGGCCACCAGUGUUGUUGCGGGUCUGGGCGGUACUCUCGAUCGGCUAUAUCAUGUGGCUAAGGUCGCUAGGGGCGCAUGCAUCAUGAGAAAGAGGUGGGCGGUUAUGAAGUGUAUAAUAGCGCGCUUGUCUCCAACCUUUGCCGUUCCUAGCUUGUUGCUCAGUCGUUCU
Durotheca rogersii is the source of this 3013-nucleotide messenger RNA. RefSeq lists its product as uncharacterized. The record is from RefSeq and is a predicted model, not a curated record. Lineage: Eukaryota; Fungi; Ascomycota; Sordariomycetes; Xylariales; Xylariaceae. The transcript has a single exon. The coding region runs from base 325 to 2748 and encodes 807 amino acids.